AUGGCUCAGACAAAUUGCUCACAGGUGACAGAGUUUGUACUCCUUGGCCUCACGGACAAGCAAGCAUUGAAGAUGCCCCUCUUCCUGGCCUUCUUAUUCAUCUACAUCUUCACGGUCGUGGGCAACCUGGGUUUGAUCCUGGUCAUCAGAACAGAUGUGAGACUCCACACUCCCAUGUACUUCUUCCUGAGCAACCUGGCUUUUGUGGAUUUCUGCUAUUCAUCCGUCAUCACUCCCAAAAUGCUGGGGAACUUCCUGUACCAACAAAAUAUUAUAUCCUUCCGUGCCUGUGCCGCUCAGCUAGGCUGUUUCCUGGCCUUCAUGACAGCUGAAUGCUUGUUAUUGGCCUCCAUGGCCUACGACAGAUACGUGGCCAUUUGUAACCCUCUGCUCUAUAUGGUCGUCAUGUCCCCAGCCAUCUGUGUGCAGCUUGUAGCUGCCCCCUACAGCUACAGCUUCCUGGUUGCAUUAUUCCACGCGACCCUGACCUUCCGCCUCUGCUAUUGCCGCUCCAACGUCAUCAAUCACUUCUACUGCGAUGACAUGCCUCUGCUCAGGCUUGCUUGCUCGGACACUCGCUCCAAACAGCUGUGGAUCUUUGUCUGUGCAGGUGUCAUGUUCUUCUCCUCGCUUCUGAUCGUCUUGGUCUCAUACGUGCUCAUUGUCUCUGCCAUCCUGAGGAUGCGCUCGGCUGAGGGAAGGCGCAAAGCCUUCUCCACCUGCGGCUCGCACAUGCUGGCGGUGACCAUAUUCUACGGGACCCUCAUCUUCAUGUACCUGCAGCCCAGCUCUACCCAUUCCCUGGACACGGACAAGGCGGCCUCGGUCUUCUACACAGUGCUCAUCCCCAUGCUGAACCCCCUGAUCUACAGCCUCCGGAACAGGGAGGUCAAGGAGGCGCUGAAGAAAGCUGUGGGCGGCAGCAGCCAGGCUUCUGUGCUUGUGAGAUUUCAAAAAUGA
This is a messenger RNA of Cavia porcellus (domestic guinea pig), 960 nucleotides long. Its product is annotated as olfactory receptor 8U9. Gene Ontology annotation, cellular component: membrane. Gene Ontology annotation, biological process: sensory perception of smell; G protein-coupled receptor signaling pathway. The coding region runs from base 1 to 960 and encodes 319 amino acids. The record is from RefSeq and is a predicted model, not a curated record. The transcript has a single exon. NCBI's taxonomy places the organism in Eukaryota, Metazoa, Chordata, Mammalia, Rodentia, Caviidae. Gene Ontology annotation, molecular function: odorant binding; G protein-coupled receptor activity; olfactory receptor activity.